AUGCGUUCAGACAUAGUUCUUGCCAUACUUGUGGCCUCAAACGCUGUCUCCGCACAGCUUAAUACCUUGGCUGUUCGGGCUGGACUGAAAUACUUUGGUACUGCCGUGGAUGAGAGCAAGCAGAGUGACUCUCAAUACGUCAGCCUCCUUUCUACCACGACUGAAUUCGGACAGGUUGUUCCAGAAAACGGUCAAAAGUGGGCGUACACGGAACCAUCUCAAAACUCGUUUUCCUAUACUCAGGGUGACAUUGUUCCCGCCAUUGCUUCAAAGAACGGCCAAAUCCUACGUUGCCACACUCUUACAUGGCAAGUAAUUUAUUACGGCUCUUGGACCAAAGCUACUCUAACGGCUGUUAUCCAAACUCACAUCUCCAAUGUCAUGAAGCACUAUCUGGGCCAGUGUUACCAUUGGGAUGUUGUGAACGAGGCCGUCGAUGACAGUGCAGUAUACCGAAAUAGCGUCUUCUAUACCGUGCUCGGCACCGACUUCAUCCCCAUUUCUUUUACUGCCGCCCGGGCUGCUGACCCGAACGCCAAGCUAUUUUACAAUGACUACAAUCUGGAGUACAACGGUGCCAAGACAGACAAAACCGUUGAAAUCGUCAACCUUAUCAAGGCCGCCGGUGCUCCCAUCGACGGAGUAGGUUUCCAAGGUCAUCUGAUUGUGGGCUCUACCCCAUCUCGUAGCAGCCUGUCCACGGCUCUCCGUCGCUUCACAGCCCUAGGCCUCGAAGUGGCUUACACGGAGUUGGAUAUCCGACACUCCAGUCUGCCAGCCUCUUCCUCCGCUCUCGUCACCCAAGGAAACGACUACGCCAAUGUCGUCGGCUCAUGCCUCGACGUGACUGGCUGUGUCGGAGUCACCGUUUGGGGCUUCACAGACAAGUACAGCUGGAUCCCCUCGACUUUCAACGGAGCCGGCGAUGCUUUGAUCUACGACGCCAACUUCAACAAGAAGCCCGCAUGGACUUCCGUCUCAUCGGUCCUCGCCGCCAAGGCUACGGGCGGCACCUCCACUACUUCUACCGGGGUGACGGUCACGGUUACUUCCACCUCAGCGACGGCUACAGCUACAAACACUCCCGGGCAGGUUCACUGGGGCCAGUGUGGUGGGCAAGGAUGGACUGGCCCAACUGUCUGUGAGAGCCCAUAUACGUGCACUUACGUUAACCAGUGGUAUUCUCAGUGUUUGUAA
Molecule: messenger RNA, 1197 nt
Organism: Clonostachys byssicola
Lineage: Eukaryota; Fungi; Ascomycota; Sordariomycetes; Hypocreales; Bionectriaceae
Source: the annotation of a GenBank genome assembly